Molecule: messenger RNA, 2787 nt
Organism: Scheffersomyces stipitis CBS 6054
Lineage: Eukaryota; Fungi; Ascomycota; Pichiomycetes; Serinales; Debaryomycetaceae
Exons: 1
Coding region: 1-2787 (928 amino acids)
Molecular function (GO): phosphatidylinositol binding
Source: RefSeq, a predicted model, not a curated record
AUGAAGAACACCUCAAACGACUUUCUUGACGGCCUAACUCCGGCGCAGGAGCAUUUCCUCAAGAAGUAUCUUCUUGAAUAUCGGCUCUCUGAUGAACUCCACACUUUCUCACGAGCAGACGUUUGUGAGUUGGUGGGAUUUCCGUUCAAGACGACCCUCAAAAAGUCAGGAUUUGAUGUUUUACCUUUGUCAACUUUCUAUAUGCGCAAUUUUGUUGCUCAAUUCCCAUUCAUCGCUUCGAAUUCAGACAAUGUCCAACGUGCCUUCUGGCAGGAAACAGUCCAGCCCUUCGUUGAGAGUUUCAAUAGCAAGAACAUCAGUAGCUCUGAGGAAAGGCAAACAAAUGCAACUAAAAGACGACAAGUCAACAAGAAAUUCCUUUCUGGAAUGUUGUUGUUCUACAAUUCUGUCAUUAUCACCAAUAAGGAACUCACCUACCUCAAUGAAAGCCAUUUGAAGCCUCUGGAUACUGGCAAAAUGGAUAAGUUUCUGGCCAAUUUGAAUGACGACGCGUUGUGUGUAGACGAUAUUGAUAAACACGAUAUGAAAAAGUUUCACCAUAACUUGAGUAUCAAUAUCGUUGCUCUAAGAAGAACUGGCGCAGCUGUAGCAGGAACUCCGUCAAACAGUAUUUCUUCUUGGAGCCCAAUGAGAUUUGUGACCUCCUCUAGACCUCUGGCCCCUCGACACCAUUACGAAUUUGUGAUACAGGUCACCACCAGAGAGUCAGUUGAUGGAAAUUUUCAGUAUAAGAGCCAUUUUAUAGCACGCCAUUAUCAUGAAUUCAAGACUUUGGAAAGCAAACUCAAGCGACACUUGCCAGGCGUAAUGUCUACUGAGGUUUCAGAAUUACCUCGAAAAUUCAGUAACGACAACGGGUACAAUGAUAUUGCGCACGAGAAAGACACUGAAUCAGAGUUGGCAUCGUUAUCUAGUACUGUAAAUGGCUCUUCAAAAACAACAAAAUUAGUAAGAGAAAAACUCAGGCUUUCGUUAAGAGGCUAUUUAAGAACUCUUAGUAAGUAUCCUGAAAUCGUACAUUCCGAUAUAUUUCUAGAUUUCAUUGACCACGGCAGUUUUAACUACCGUCAACUCUCUGAAGUUGAACUUGAGGAUCACAAAAACAGAAUUGAACAUGAAAGGACCAUGUUGAAAACCCAGGUGGAGUUUCAAAAGCAGACAGCCAAAGUCAUUGUAAAUCUUACAAAAGACUUUGAAUCUUUGAAGAAAGACAUCAUCAUGAAUCCGAGCACUCUUUCUGGUAUAUUCGAUCAAAUAGGCAAAUCGUCUGAUAUCAAGAAACAGACUCCGUUUUUGAAAACUCUUAAUGAAUGGUGUAAGCUUGAGGCAGCUGCAACCUUAUACCAAGUAUUCUUGAGUCAAGACAAUUCCAAUGAUUGGUUGAAUAGAUGUCGCAAAUUCCACAGACUAUUCCCAUAUAACUUGGUUUAUGGAAUCUUGAGAUUUACCAAUCCGUUGAAGAUAGUUUCAAGAAUAGUAGACCUCUUACUUGUGAAUAUCCCUACUGUGUCCAUUCCUAGUUGGGGAUCCAAGGAUGAAGAAGAGCUCAAAGAGAUCGCAAAAAAGUCCGGCUCCAGAAAUCUACUCUCAAUGAUAUUUGUGAUGUUGUUGGAUGAAAGUUUGAGUAGCUACGAAACUGAGUUGAAAUUACUUCGAGAAGAGAAGCUUGAUUCGGAGUACGAGAUAUUCCUUGAAAGAAUUGAAAGGUAUACUGAUGUGGACUAUGCUGUAGUUGAUGCAAUAAAGAGGGAGUCUUAUGAGAAGUCUCAGGAUCUUUUGCUAACUGUUUUAUCCACUGAUCUCAUUAAACCUCCGUUGAGAACAAUUGAAGACAAAUACAAGUAUAGCCAGAUUGUUAAGUCCCAAAUGUCAUACGACCAGUUGGCAGAACAUAAGAAUGUAGUAGAUUCUGCUUUGUACCUAAAUUUGAAGCAAUACUGGCAGGUUCAAAUAAGAAAAAAGGAUGCUGAUCUUUUCAAGCAGCUAUGGAAAGAGCCAGAGUUGACAAAACUCAUCAAGAACUUCUUAAUGGUGUUUUACCAGCCGAUGAUGAGAAUAUUUACCAAAGCAGAUAUUCAUGUAGUUUUCAGGGACUUCCAGAAAUUCAUGGACGAUCUCAUGAAAGAACUCAGUAUUAUCAACAAUCAAGAGAUUUACUAUUUAAACUCGUUCGAAGUUUUCGACAGAUUAAAAUCGCUUUUCGACAAACAUGAGGAUGUGCUCUGGAAGUUCAUUCACACGUUGUAUGUCAAAGAUGACGAACAUUUAUUCAAAGGGCUUGUUCUUUGGAUAGAAAAAUUUCUUGUAGCCCUCCGAAUUAAGUUUUUUGAUGAGGAGACUGUGAAGCUAAAUCUUUCGUCGGCCAAUUUAGGAAUUGAUGAGGAGCUUUUCCUUAAACAGUUGAAUUCUAGAGCCGAAAGAACGAUUCUCCGUAGGAAAUUAUUCAAAGAAUUUUUGGAGGUUCAGGCUAGUACGGGCGAUGAAACAGCACAAGAUAAAAUUGAUUCGAAGUGGGAAGAAGUCAAUAACCAAUUAUAUGGAGAAUUCAAUACAAAGGGGCUUGGAAUCGACCUUGAAGACGUGGAAGAAUUCAAUCACUUGAAUGCUGAAGAGGAUUUGGGCGAUCAUAGCAAUGAAAGGGUUCUCAAACAGAAGCUUUUCGAUUUGGAGAAGAACUUGGUCGACUACGGCACUUCUGAAUUGGACAAAUUAGACGAUUCAGUGAAGUCCCAACUUUCGACAUUAUUGACAAAUCUUAAAAUAUAG